This is a messenger RNA of Rhinichthys klamathensis goyatoka, 1764 nucleotides long. RefSeq names its product nucleotidyltransferase MB21D2. NCBI's taxonomy places the organism in Eukaryota, Metazoa, Chordata, Actinopteri, Cypriniformes, Leuciscidae. The transcript is spliced from 2 exons. Bases 58 to 1557 code for a protein of 499 amino acids. The record is from RefSeq and is a predicted model, not a curated record.
GGUGCUCGGCCAGUACAGCGCGUGCGCUCCGGUGCGAUUCACCGUCUCCUCGCGAACAUGGCGGCGCCUGGGCUCUCCAGCCGGGCUGGUUCUGCUGGCAACAGCCCCACCGCCACCCCGAGCAGCACCAAACACGUCCCGAACCCCCCCGAGCUGGACUUCAGGUCCGGUACCAGGAUCGAGGAGCUCAACCGACUGAUCGGGGAAUUCAGCAAACACGAGCAGCGGGAGUAUGACGACCAGCGUGCGCUCGAGAUCCACACGGCCAAGGACUUCAUCUUCUCCAUGCUCGGCAUGGUGCAGAAGUUGGACCAGAAGCUUCCAGUUGCCAAUGAGUACCUGCUGUUGUCCGGCGGGGUGAGGGAGGGUGUGGUUGACAUGGAUCUGGACGAAUUGACGGUGUACGCGAGGGGAACGGAUUACGACAUGGACUUCACGUUGCUGGUUCCCGCGCUCAAACUCCACGACCGAAACCAGCCGGUCACGUUGGACAUGCGUCACUCGGCGCUCUGCCACUCCUGGCUCAGCCUGCGACUGUUUGACGAGGUAACCAUAAACAAGUGGAAGGACUGUUGCACUGUGGUCGACCACGUUAACGGCGCAACCAACUACUUUUUCUCGCCCACGCUGGUGGCCGAUUGGUUCUACGAAUCCAUUAGUUUGGUUUUGGCGGAGAUUCAGAAGAAGCCGCAGCGUGGCGUUCCUCGGGUCGAGAAAGUCGAGCGCAACUCAACGGUGAUCUCCAUCAUCUUGGGCGUCGGAGGCAGUCGGAUGCUAUACGACGUGGUACCGGUGGUUUCGUUCAAGGGUUGGCCCGCGGUGGCCCAAAGCUGGCUGAUGGAAAACCAUUUUUGGGAUGGGAAAAUCACUGAGGAGGAAGUGAUAAGUGGGUUUUAUUUGCUGCCCGCGUGCUCUUCUACAGGCCAGAAGGAAAACGAAUGGCGUUUGUCGUUUGCGCGCAGCGAGGUGCAGCUGAAGAAGUGCAUUUCCACGAGUCUGAUGCAGGCGUACCAAGCUUGUAAAGCUCUGAUUAUUAAGCUGCUGUCCCGACCCAAAGCCAUCAGCCCGUACCACCUGCGCUCGCUAAUGCUUUGGUCCUGCGAUCGCCUGCCGCACACGUACCUGGCGCAGGAAGACUAUGCCGCGCACUUCUUGCUAGGUUUGAUCGACGACUUGCAGCAUUGCUUGGUUAAUAAGACCUGCCCUAAUUACUUCAUCCCUCAAUGCAACAUGCUAGAGCACCUCAGCGACGACACGGCUAUGCUACAUGCGCGCAAGUUAUCGUCUGUACGCUCCGACCCAGUGGAGCACUUGCGGAGCGCAAUCGAACACGCUAAAGCCGCCUCGCGGCUAACGCUUGAGCUUCAAUGGCGCGGCGGAAGCUCGAACCUGCCGUCGCCGCUGUCGGACCCGGGAGGCGAUCAGCAACCGGACGACCGGCUCGCGAAGAAACUCCAGCAACUGGUCACAGAGAAUCCUGGGAAGUCCAUCUCCGUCUUCAUCAACCCGGACGACGUCACACGACCUCACUUUCGCAUUGAUGAUAAGUUCUUCUGAAGCCACGCCCACUGAUCUGAUUGGACGUUGACUGCAGAUGACCUCACUUUCGCAUCGGUGACAUUCUUCUGAAGCCACGCCCACUGAUCUGAUUGGACGUUUACUGCAGAUGACCUCACUUUCGCAUCGGUGACAUUCUUCUGAAGCCACACCCAAAAAUCUGAUUGGCUGCGGACUGCAGACAACGUCAUGCAACCUCACCCUCGC